AUGGGAAUUUGGGAAAAGAUUCAUGUCGCCUGGAAGGGUGAAAACACUGCUGACUCUCAGCCUGUUACUUCUGGCGACCAGACAAAUACUGAACCAAAAGAGACUCACGUUAAUGAGGGAAAGAACUAUGAUUUUGAUGACAUCGUCAGCUUAAUCAAGACCAAACCUGAUAACGUUAUUUUACUUGAUGUCAGGGAGCCCGAAGAGUUCGCCAUUGUUCAAAUUCCAGGCUCUGUGAACAUGCCUUACAAGUCCGCCCCUGAUGCGCUAGCAUAUGGCGAUGAAGAGUUUAAAGGGAAAUUCGGUUUCCCUAAACCUUCCAAGGAUCAAGAACUAGUAUUUUUCUGUGCUGCUGGUCGCAGGGCACUGGGUGCCCAAAGCAAAGCCGUUGAAGAAGGUUACACAAACGCCUCCAUUUACUCUGGGUCUACAAACGACUGGGUCGCCAAGGGCGGAGACAAACUCCAACUCUAA
Messenger RNA from Kluyveromyces lactis, 474 nucleotides. RefSeq names its product rhodanese-like domain-containing protein. The coding region runs from base 1 to 474 and encodes 157 amino acids. The record is from RefSeq and is a predicted model, not a curated record. Gene Ontology annotation, cellular component: mitochondrion. NCBI's taxonomy places the organism in Eukaryota, Fungi, Ascomycota, Saccharomycetes, Saccharomycetales, Saccharomycetaceae. The transcript has a single exon. Gene Ontology annotation, molecular function: thiosulfate-cyanide sulfurtransferase activity.